AUGGCAUUCACAGCAGUCCUCAGCGCCCGAGUCCUCUCGUAUCUUGUCUUCGCGGCCGUGUGUGUCUUUCUGCUCUACUCGAGGAACUGUAUCGAACAAUCUGUCCCACUCAGUCCUAACGGACACGCAGUACCCGUGGAUGCGCAUUCGAUACACAAUUUCACCCUAGGGCUUGACGAGGAAACCGGGCUCAAGAAAGAUGCCAGCGCAACCGGCAUCGACCUCACGAUCUUCGAAAGUGCGAAACCUGACGACUUUAGAGGAGGCGAGGAUUCGAAUCGCUGCCGCCUCGCGUGCGCUUUCGAACAGAUGAGCCUCGCUGCGGAACGACGUCCACCGCCCGACAGUCCGUACGGUAACGAUUGGGACGUCCUCUGGCUGGGCCACUGCGGCAAAAACAGCGAAGCCUUCUUAUCUUCUACCAAUGACGCUACUGAGGUGCCCCGUGCUUUAGUAUGCACAGCUCCAGAUGGCCGCCCUCUAGAGGGUCGGUACCCUGGCACAGACAUUUACCUCAUUUCUGACAAACCAGUCGGCGAGCUGUGCCUCUCCUCAUACGCCGUCAACUACCGCGGCGCGACGAAGCUGCUCAAUUUUGCGGAGGAUAGGAGAGGGUUGAUGGAUCAGAAUAUCGUGGAGUCCACGCCGGCAGUCUCCCUUGAUGGAGUUGGUAACGUCGUGCUGAUGAGAGCACUCGAUAUGCAGGGAGGUGUUUAUCACCUCCACACCCAUCGCUCGAAUCUCGUCCAGAAACUCGGCGACAUCACCACCAGUUGCACCGGAACGAGAUGA
Molecule: messenger RNA, 792 nt
Organism: Letharia columbiana
Lineage: Eukaryota; Fungi; Ascomycota; Lecanoromycetes; Lecanorales; Parmeliaceae
Exons: 5
Coding region: 1-792 (263 amino acids)
Source: RefSeq, a predicted model, not a curated record